This is a messenger RNA of Enhydra lutris kenyoni (northern sea otter), 958 nucleotides long. RefSeq names its product 3-hydroxyacyl-CoA dehydratase 1. The transcript has 7 exons. Gene Ontology annotation, biological process: sphingolipid biosynthetic process; very long-chain fatty acid biosynthetic process; fatty acid elongation. Lineage: Eukaryota; Metazoa; Chordata; Mammalia; Carnivora; Mustelidae. Bases 1 to 867 code for a protein of 288 amino acids. The record is from RefSeq and is a predicted model, not a curated record. Gene Ontology annotation, molecular function: 3-hydroxyacyl-CoA dehydratase activity. Gene Ontology annotation, cellular component: endoplasmic reticulum membrane.
AUGGGGCGCCUGACAGAGGCGGCGGCAGCGGGCGGCGGCGCUUCAGCGGCGCGCUCGGCGGGGCCCCCUCCCACUCCCCUUCCCCUGUCUUCCACCUCCCCGGGGUGCACGGCCACCAUGGCGUCCAGCGAGGAGGACGGCACCAACGGCGGCGCCUCGGAGCCGGGCGAGGAGAAGGAGGCCACUGGCAAGAGGAGGCGCCUCGGCUUGUUGGCCACUGUCUGGCUCACCUUCUACAACAUCGCCAUGACCGCGGGGUGGUUGGUUUUAGCUAUUGCCAUGGUACGUUUCUAUAUGGAAAAAGGAACACACAAAGGUUUAUAUAAAAGUAUUCAGAAGAUACUUAAAUUUUUCCAGACAUUUGCCUUGCUUGAGAUAGUCCACUGUUUAAUUGGAAUUGUACCUACUUCUGUGAUUGUGGCUGGGGUCCAAGUGAGUUCAAGAAUCUUCAUGGUGUGGCUCAUUACUCACAGUAUAAAACCAAUCCAGAAUGAGGAGAGCGUGGUGCUUUUUCUGGUCGCGUGGACUGUGACAGAGAUCACUCGCUAUUCCUUCUACACGUUCAGUCUUCUCGACCACUUGCCAUACUUCAUUAAAUGGGCCAGGUACAAUUUUUUUAUCAUCUUAUAUCCCGUUGGAGUUGUUGGUGAACUUCUUACAAUAUAUGCUGCCUUACCGUACGUGAAGAAGACAGGAAUGUUUUCAAUAAGACUUCCGAAUAAAUACAAUGUCUCUUUUGACUACUACUAUUUCCUUCUUAUAACCAUGGCCUCGUAUAUACCACUGUUUCCACAACUGUAUUUUCAUAUGUUACGCCAAAGAAGAAAGGUGCUUCAUGGAGAGGUGAUUGUAGAAAAGGAUGACUAAACCAUGCCCCCGAACAAGGUGCUUUUUCCAGAAUAACCAGGAUUACUUGAGUCCAAGUUUUAAUAACAAGAAUAAACAACUUUAUGAAAUA